GCCGUCAGGAUGGCGGCGGAGCGGCAUCUCCUGUUCGUCAACAAGUUCUAAACUAACGUUGGAGGAAACGAGCCUCGGUGAUGGAUGCAAAGCCAAAGUAACUCCGAACUGCCACUCGUUCCUUCGUUUGUUCAUUUUCACGCCCCCUCCCCCGACGUCAUGCGCCUGUUGCUCGGUCUCCUGUGCGCGCUGCUUUCGUGCGGGGACGCCACCGGAGGAGAGUCCACCGGGACCGGAGGAGGGUCCACCGGGACCGGACCCGCUGCGCACGUCAAUGACGACAACGUCUCCCACCGGACUCACGUGCGACAAGAGGCUCUCCAGCACCGACCACCGGACGCCGCGUCAGAUUCACUUUUUGACCUGAAGGUCCAGGUCAACAACGUGAUGAGUCGUCAGUACCUGAGCCAGGCGCUGGUGGAGGUCUACAUCAACCACACCAGGACCAACGCGGCCCUUACUGGGCAGGACGGCGGUGCCUUGCUCCGUGUACCGUACCAAAGCGGGACGCCCAUCACACUGGUGGCCAGCAAGGACGGCUACCUGUGCAACCUGCUGCCUUGUAAAACCAGCAGGAUGCCAGUAUUUUCCUCCGUCACCAUGUCACUGCUUGGUCUGAAUCAGGGGAACAUUUGGCUCUUCAAUGAUUCAGUCCUGAUCACUGGAAAAACAUCUGAUGCCACAUCACAGCCUAUUGUCCAGUUUGCCAAGAGCCUGCUGAACCUUACUGACAGCAGCGAGGCCACUUCUGUCCAAGCCUACCUGACCCUCCCCAAGCUGCCGUCAGAGGAGGGCAGCUUCCAUCACACCUUGGGUAUCAUGAGAAGUGAAUCAGGAUACGUCAGUGUGGAGCUGAGUCCGCUGGCCGCUGUCAGUGUGCAGCUCUUCUCAGGAGCCUCGGAGCUUCAUGUGAGCGGACCCAUACAGAUCAGCCUCAGCAUCCCGGACAGCUGUGGGCUCCGGACCUCCAAUGUUGUUCCAGCGUGGUUCCUCAACCGGACCACUGGUGGAUGGAUGAGAAAGGGUCUGGGGACGGUGGUGUCGCUAAAAGGAAGACUCAUGUGGACCUUCACAGCUCCUCACCUUGGUUACUGGGUAGCAGCUCCUUUGGCCUCCACCAGAGGUUUUUUUGGAAUGGCCGUCCCCAUUGACCUCGUUUCACACCAUUCAUCCCUCCUGAUGCUGGUUCUUGGAGGAAUGCUUGUUAUGGCCACCUGCCUCCUCGUCGGGUUGCUGUUUUAUCGCAGACCUUCGCCCAGUCACACUAAAACGAAGAUUCGACCAGUGAUGAGAAGAGACCAGACCACCUUAACGUGUGACGCUGUGGUCCAUGAAGCAUCUUCAGCGGACUCCUCUCCUCUACGGGGGGAUGAGCAGGAGUACCCCCAUGUGAUCGCUAACCCCAGCGCUGUGCCCAUCAGGGUGGACCAACUGCACAAUAACACUGACCUCAUCGAGCCGAAGUGUUUGCACGAGACCACGGGUCACGGCCCAGACCCGGAGAACCUGUGGUUCUACAACCAGCCGGUCGCCGUCUUUCCCGCUCCGGCAUUCUUCCACGUGGAGGAGCGGCCCCAGCGGAGCGAGUCGGCCACCCUCCCCCGCGGGGGGUCCGCCGCCGAGCCGCCGGGUCGAGACGGCAUCACGCAGACUCCGCCAGAAGGUCCCCCGGCGGCACAGAACCGGGCCGCGGACAACGAGGACCAGCUCGGGGUUCUGCAGAGCUCUCGGUCUCCGGCCAGCGCGUCCAGGGGGCACUUGGGCCUGACGGAGUCGGCGUCCGUCCCGGGGACGCUGAAUAGAAUCCGGGGCGGCGGCGGCGGCAGACACUCGGUGCACGCCUUUGCAGAACUUUCUAAAAGCCCCUCGGCCCAGCCUCCCCGGGCCUGGUUCGUAUCGCUGGAGGGCAAACCAGCAGCCGAGAUCCGCUACGCGGUGUCAGAGCAGCAGAGGCGGCGAAGGCCAGUCGAGAGUCGGGAGACCAGCUUGGACUCCGGCGUCGACAUGAGCGAACUGAACCAGGCGCCCGGACGGCGGGCCGUGACACUGGAGCGCAACGCCACGUUUGUCAAAAGCAGUAAACGUGCGCCGCCGUAGUAAAACACCUCCAACCUUCUGAGUUUGUAUGAACAGCACAGAUUCUGUGACACAAUACUAAGUCAUCUUUUUAUUGCUUCACGUUGUGGGUCAUUCAUGCCACCGGAUUGAAAAGAAACCCAACGAAAGUCCAAAGCAGAGCGUGUGAAUUAAGCAGUUUUCUUCUAGCAGCCUCAGUUUGAACCAGGAAUAAAAGACAUUUGGCAACGUGUCAGAUAUCAUUUAAUAAGGUUAAGUUGCAUAGUUGUCAUAUCUGAAGCCUACAAAAGGAAUAAAAAAGCCACAUGAUUGAGAUUAAUGAGGUCAAACACCUUCAUAAUGACCACUGUGGAAUUUAUUUUAUUUGUUUAACUGUCACCUGAUUUGUUUGUUUACUUUUUAAUUGAAGUGAAUCAUUUAUGAAUAUUUAAUAUAAUCAUAUUUUAAUAAUAAUUAAUAAAGAAAUGACUGAUGA
This is a messenger RNA of Pungitius pungitius (ninespine stickleback), 2551 nucleotides long. Its product is annotated as protein FAM171B-like. The transcript is spliced from 8 exons. NCBI's taxonomy places the organism in Eukaryota, Metazoa, Chordata, Actinopteri, Perciformes, Gasterosteidae. The coding region runs from base 85 to 2097 and encodes 670 amino acids. The record is from RefSeq and is a predicted model, not a curated record.